AUGAGCGAUAAAGAAGUUGUAUCGGGCUUCCCAGAGUGCUGGACCCCGGAUAUUGUGGUAGGAAUUGACUUUGGCAUGACCUUUACGGGUGUCGCGUACUCCUGUGGUCCCGAAUGGUCCUCGCCGAAGACCAUACAGCGUUGGCCGGGAACGCUGCUCAGCGAGCUGGCAAACAAAGUGCCGACUUCCCUGGAAUACUGUUCGGAAUCCGGUCUCCUUCAGAAUUGGGGAUUUAAGUGUGAUCCCGAAGCGAAGGGAUCCGAUAUCAAGGAGUUCUUCAAGCUACACCUGGCACCUCAGGAUCACGAUGAGUUUCGGGGGGGUUCUACUAGACAGGAGGCCCAGCGCUGGUUCCAGGACUUUAUCCUAUGCAUCUACCAGCACACCGUCUCCCUCUUCAAUAACACAAUACCUCAUUUUGGCUCGCGACAAGUCGAAUUUUCCUUCAGCGUGCCGACCACGUGGAAGGAUGUGCGCAUGGUGCAGGAAACUCGGGAGAUACUUGAGCGCGUGAUCAACACAAAAACACCGCGCCAUCGCGCUUAUAUAGGUCUCACCGAGGCGGAGGCAGCAGCAGUAUAUGCCGGAAAUGAACAUUAUUUGGACGUGAAUGUCCUAAAGCUUAUAUCAGAUCGAGGUGAACCAACUAGGCUGGAACAACUGGGUCACGUUGAAGGACAACCAAUCGGCUCUGUCUUCAUCGACAGAAAUAUCCACCAUCUCAUAUCCCAAAGAUUGAACAAGGUUCGCGACUAUUUAAAGCUCUCGCCGAGCGAUGUGGCAUGGAUGAUGAUUUCAGGUUUCUUCCAAAGGAUGAAAUGUUCCUUUGGUACCGAUUCUAUACUCACGCCGUGGCUGAUGCUGGAUGUUCCAAAAUUGGAAUCUGCGUUGGACUUCCCAGAAGCAGAGAUUUAUAAUGGGAAAAUGUGGAUUGCAUGGGACCAUAUUCAGGACUGCUUUGACUUAAUGAUAGAUAAAAUGUGCGCUCUCCUGGACGGGCAUAUUCGCCAAACGCACUCCAAGUACCCAGGAGACAAAAUAAAGUACCUUGUUCUCUCCGGGGGGUUUGGCAGCUCCCCAUAUGUAAGACAGCGUUUAGAAGAGAAAUUCGGCAGUUCCGCCGUCAACAAACGUCCGAAUGCCGAAGACAUGCAAAUUCUUGUAGCGGAUGAGCCCCCCGCACCCCCGUUUGACAGACAACUUGUAGUGGUCCAUGGUCUCGUUCUGGAUCGCAUCCAGCAGAUAAAACGCGGAGUGGUCACGUUUGGGUCGAGAUGCGCUCCCGUCAGUUACGGCAUCACGUGCGACAAACUAUAUGACCCGAACGAACACGUUGGGGAGCCAGUGCGUCUGGACCCUCGGGAUAACAACAUGUUCGCUGUGGAUCAAAUCGACUGGCUUGUGGUUCAGGCAAGACUUCCAUCUUUCCCAUGGCAAUGUCUGACGAGAGACUUUCAGCUCAAGGUAGACCCGGGUCAAGAGAAUGAUCAGCGGAAGUUACAAAUCGUCAUGUCGACCCUCCCCCCUGACAGUCUACCACGCAGCGUGAGGGAAAAUGGUAUACAGAAAGUCUGCGAUCUUGAUAUUUCCACUGAAGAAGUUGACAAGAAGCUCAAGAAUCGUCACUGGUACAGCAUUAAACCUCACUUUUGGCGGGUUGCGUUCGAGGUGAAGAUCGUGGUUGGGCCUGCCGAUCUGUCCUUCCAGCUAUGGUCCAAGGAUAAGAAGAUUCGCAGCGGAAAACAUGAACCAAUUGAAGUAACUUGGAUGCCUGCGCAAGAUUUACUAGAGGCUUGA
Molecule: messenger RNA, 1797 nt
Organism: Aspergillus affinis
Lineage: Eukaryota; Fungi; Ascomycota; Eurotiomycetes; Eurotiales; Aspergillaceae
Product: Hsp70 family protein
Exons: 8
Coding region: 1-1797 (598 amino acids)
Source: RefSeq, a predicted model, not a curated record